Drosophila arizonae is the source of this 746-nucleotide messenger RNA. RefSeq names its product Cuticular protein 30B (gene Cpr30B). Lineage: Eukaryota; Metazoa; Arthropoda; Insecta; Diptera; Drosophilidae. The record is from RefSeq and is a predicted model, not a curated record. Gene Ontology annotation, cellular component: extracellular matrix.
ACAACGAUCUCGAUCAGCGUCGUGUGCGUACACAGUUCUCCAGCUGAAGCCAAAUAAAUUCAUUCACGUUGCAAAUGAUGGGAAAACUCAGCUAUCUGUUCUGCAUUUGCCUGACGCUGAGCAGCGUCGCCGUCUGGGCCAUUGAGCUGCGGCCAGACCUGGACUCUGGCCCGGUGGCAUACGAGUUCCACUGGCUGGUCAAUGAUCCGCACACGGGCGACAUCAAGAGCCAGAAGGAGACGCGCAAGGACGACAAGGUCGUGGGCCAAUACACGCUCAUCGACUCCGAUGGCUACUUGCGCACCGUCGACUACACAGCGGACGAUCACAGCGGCUUCAAUGCUCUCGUGCGCCGCGAGCCAACUGACAUCAAGAUACCCCAGCCCUCGCCGGAGCCCAAGAAACUGAUUGCCGCCAAGCUCCUGACACCACUCACUCCCCUCGUUCACUAUGCUCCCAAGGCCAUACUGAAGUCGGCCGAGCCCUCCGAGGGCAACUAUGUGUCCGUGUCGGGACCCACGGCCCAAUACAAAUACUAAAAUGUGCUUAAAUCACAUUUUAUCCAAGCGAUCAUAACUUCGACUACAUACCAAUAUCACGAGCACGAGCACGAGCACGAGCCGUCAAGGAAUCUGCCCAUUGACUCGAAUGCGCCAGCCCAAUCAAUUGCCAAUUCAUUUUACAAGCCAUACUUAAGUUAUAUACAUACAUAUAAUUGAACACACUCAUUUUAUAGAUGCAUCGUA